UCACCUUAUAAACGUAGCUUCACAUGGCCAAUAUUGCACAACUCAAAUGCACACAUGCAAGGUGAUUCAACUAUACCCAAUUAACUAGCCAUGGAAAUGUUUCCCUUGUUGCCUUACUUUCUCUUAUCAUCCCUUGUUUUUCUUCUCACAUUCAAGCUAUUAUUUUCCCAAAGAAGAAAACACAAAAACCUUCCACCAGGUCCACCUCCUCUUCCCAUAAUCGGCAACCUCAACCUCCUCGAACGCCCCCUCCACCGUUUCUUAACCCGCACUUCAAAAACAUACGGCGACAUCUUUUCUCUCUGGUUCGGCUCCCGCCUCGCCGUCGUCGUCUCGUCGCCCUCCGCCUUCCAAGAAUGUUUCACGAGAAACGACGUCGCCUUGGCGAAUCGGCCUCGCUCUCUCUCAGGAAAGCACAUCUUCUACAACUACACCACCGUGGGAUCCUGCUCCUAUGGUGAGCACUGGCGCAACCUCCGCCGCAUUACCUCCCUUGACGUCCUCUCCACCCAACGAAUCCACUCCUUCUCUGGAAUCCGAAAGGACGAAACGGAGAGGUUUAUACGUAUGUUGGCCAAGGACUCGUGCAUGGACUAUGCACACGUGGAGCUGAGUUCCAUGUUCCAUGACAUGACCUAUAACAACAUGAUGAGGAUGUUAUCAGGGAAGAGGUACUAUGGUGAUGAGAGUCAGAUAAAGGACGUGGAAGAGGCGAAGGAGUUCAGAGAGACGGUGGAGGAGUUGCUGCAAGUUGCGGGGGUGUCUAAUAAGGCAGAUUAUUUGCCCUUUCUUCGGUGGUUCGAUUUUCAUAACUUGGAGAAGAGGCUCAAGAGUAUUAAUAAGAGGUUUGAUACGUUUUUGGAUAAACUCAUUCACGAGCAACGCAGCAAGAAGGAGAGAGAGAACACCAUGAUUGACCAUCUUUUACAUCUGCAAGAGUCUCAGCCUGAGUAUUAUACUGAUCAGAUCAUCAAAGGCCUUGUUUUGGCUAUGCUCUUUGCUGGAACAGAUUCAUCAGCAGUGACUUUAGAAUGGUCAUUAUCUAAUUUACUGAAUCAUCCGGAGGUGUUGAAAAAAGCAAGAGAUGAAUUGGAUACUUAUGUAGGUCAAGAUCGCUUGGUAAAUGAAUCAGACCUUCCAAACCUAUUUUACCUUAAGAAGAUCAUCCUUGAGACACUUAGGUUGCAUCCUCCUGCUCCACUAGCAAUACCACACGUGUCUUCAGAAGACAUCACCAUAGGAGAAUUCAAUGUUCCACGAGACACUAUAGUGAUGAUUAAUAUUUGGGCUAUGCAGAGAGACCCUUUGGUGUGGAAUGAAGCCACAUGUUUUAAACCGGAGAGGUUUGAUGAAGAAGGUCUGGAGAAAAAGGUAAUUGCAUUUGGAAUGGGAAGAAGGGCUUGUCCAGGAGAAGGUUUAGCCUUGCAGAACGUUGGCUUGACUUUGGGAUUGUUAAUUCAGUGCUUUGACUGGAAAAGAGUGAAUGAGGAAGAGAUUGAUAUGAGGGAGGCAAAUUGGUUCACUUUGUCAAGGUUAACUCCAUUGAAUGCCAUGUGCAAAGCCCGUCCACUCGUGAACAAGAUUAAUCUGAAGUAAUUAAUUAAUUAAUACUAUAUCUGGUUGCCUUGUGUGUGGAUCUAUAAUGAGGUGUAAUGUUUAAUUAUCAGUAUUUAAUUAGUCGUGUCCUUAUAUACGUGUUGAAAUUGAUAAUAUAUUUGUCACGUACAACGCCAACUAGUGGAUAUAUAUGCCUCAAUAUCUUAUAUAUUGUCCGGUUUUACUCGAAUAAAGUAAAAUUUCUGUAUUUUUUAA
This is a messenger RNA of Glycine soja, 1812 nucleotides long. RefSeq names its product isoflavone 2'-hydroxylase-like. The record is from RefSeq and is a predicted model, not a curated record. The coding region runs from base 91 to 1596 and encodes 501 amino acids. The transcript is spliced from 3 exons. Lineage: Eukaryota; Viridiplantae; Streptophyta; Magnoliopsida; Fabales; Fabaceae. Gene Ontology annotation, molecular function: iron ion binding; monooxygenase activity; oxidoreductase activity, acting on paired donors, with incorporation or reduction of molecular oxygen.